This is a messenger RNA of Drosophila rhopaloa, 1757 nucleotides long. It is a transcript of the gene mldr, whose product is annotated as mitochondrial ribonuclease P catalytic subunit. Gene Ontology annotation, molecular function: protein binding; ribonuclease P activity. Bases 56 to 1675 code for a protein of 539 amino acids. Gene Ontology annotation, cellular component: mitochondrion; mitochondrial ribonuclease P complex. Gene Ontology annotation, biological process: tRNA 5'-leader removal; mitochondrial tRNA 5'-end processing. The transcript has 2 exons. The record is from RefSeq and is a predicted model, not a curated record. NCBI's taxonomy places the organism in Eukaryota, Metazoa, Arthropoda, Insecta, Diptera, Drosophilidae.
CCCAACCGGCAAAAAUCUUAUUAGAAUCUGAUUACCCAAACCAAAACUCCCGAUUAUGUAUAAUUUGCGAUUGCUGCGAAAGGUUCUGCCGGGCGGCUGCCACUCCCACCAACGUUGCAUGGCUAGCCAGCACAAACGACGCCCACAGCCCGGCGGGCUGCCUCCGGAUCGGCUGGAGCAGCUGCGCAGUGAUCUCUUCGAGCGUCACCAGGAUCUCAGUGGCGCGGAGUGGACGGAGGUGCGUCAGUCGCUGGUGGACAGCUACAAGCACAUCAACGGACACAACGUGGACGCCGUGAUUCUGGGCGUCUGCAGUGGGCCUCAUCAACUGUCGCUGGCCAAGAACUAUGUGGAGUUCCUCCGGAGCCAAGGCUCCGCGCCCAAUGCGGCUACUCUGGGUCGCCUGCUGAGGGUCUACAAUGCCGCCUACCACGAACGACCGCUUAACUCGACGGAGCAGGCCGAGAUCCUGGAGAUCUGCCGUACACUCCAGGCGGAGCACGAAACCUUGGACGCCAAUAGCUGUGAGCAUGUCAUCCACGGUCUGGUGGCCACCAACGACGAUUGGCAGAGCGCCCUGCCGCUGCUCGAGAUGAUGAAGGUCACCAGCGCACCCACUGUUGCCGCUUACUCCGCACUGGCGGAGAAGUCCUUUAAUGUGGAAUCGCCAGAGCAAGAACUGGCCUGGCGUCUGCUGGAGGAGAUGGCCGCAGCCCGGAAACCACCCAAAUGCGAGGUCUACCUGGCGCUGCUCAAUCGCUUGGCCAGCGAAUCGGACAAAUUACCUGCCCAGCUUAAGCGUCUAAUGCAGUUCCUCGAGCGCCAUGAGAUUCUAGUCAGUCAGCGAGUGGCGGAGCGAUUGCAGGAGCUUGCCCAGCAAGUGCCCCAACUCCUGGAGGUCAGUUCCACGAGCUUGGGUCCUCUGGGCAAAUGUCAGGCCUGCCAGAAGCACCUUCAGCCUGUGGCCAUCACCGAUGAGCAGUUCCGCCAGCUCAGCGAGUGUUUCCUGGAGCGCGUGCUCAUACGACGCGACGUUUUCCAGCGCUCCACGCCCGAGGAGGUGGCCAGGUUUAAGAAGUACGUGGAGAAGACGGCUCCCUAUGACUGCGUGAUCGAUGGCCUCAAUGUGGCCUACUCCACCGGUACCAAGAAGUCGCCCCAGCAGCUGGCCAAGCUGGUGGCCACCGUGGUGCGGCACUUCCGAGAUCAGGAUAAGCGUGUCCUGGUUCUGGGACGUGAACACAUGCGCAACUGGUCCAAGCAAGCCAUGCACUACGUCCAGAGCAAUGCCAGCCUGUUCUUGACCAACAAUUUGUCCCACGACGACCCCUUCCUGCUUUAUGCCUCAAUGCGCAGUGGUCAGGACACGGACUUCUUCUCUCGCGACCUGAUGCGCAGUCACGCCUUCCAUUUGGGACCCGAGCUAAAGCCCAUCUUCCGCCGCUGGCAGCAGCAGCACCAGUUUUCCCUGGUCACUCAAACGCAAACGGGUCGGAUUAUAGUCAAGGAGCCCGUUCGCCACAGGCUGAGUGCUCACGAAGUGGCGGGCACCUGGCAUGUGCCCUACUGUGAGGCGUACACCCAGCAUCCCACCGAGAGCUUCGAGGUGCCUGCAAACUGGCUGUGUCUCAAGCUGAAAAAGCAAACCCCCGCCAAAGUAAAGACAAAAACGUGACUGCGUGUAUAAGCAAUUAUAGUGAGAUACAAUAGCCAAAGGUUAACAAAUAUACUGGAGGAGCCGUCCCUUCCCAAUCCUA